ACCCCUCUAUCUCCGGCAUCAAAAUCAAUCAAAUCUCACUUGCUCUAUCUGCAAAUCUUCGCGAUCUCAGUUUUCUAAUCUAUUGUUUCCAUACAUUGCUCUCUGUUCACAGAACUCACAUUCACACACUCGUCUUUUUCCUAAUCUUCCAUACAUAGUCUUCAAUGGCCGAUUCCAAAGACGCCCACAUUGUUGUGGAAAUCCCAGUCGACGAAGAACACCAACAGAAACUAACAUUCUCGGCAAUGCAAAACCACCCACUAUCUGAAAUCUCCCAAUCCCCAGGCCAUCUCUUGCUCCUCAAGCUCUGGCAGAGAGAAGAAGAUCUCUUCGGCCGCAGAAUCGCCAUGAAAGAGAUCAGACUCGAUUCCAUCAAAACAGAGACAACCCAACUCUGUUUUUUCUUCUUCAUUUUCCAUGCUUUUUUCUCCACAAUUCUCUUCACCUCUUCAAUCAAUAACAACAACCCAGAACAAGAUCGCAAUCUUGUGUGCCAUAGUUGGUGGAUUCCUUCAAUUCUGUCUCUGUUUACUUCGAUUGUACUGAUUUUUUUGGUGCAGAUGAGACUUUGCAGGUACUGGAAGGUGUGGAGAGAGUUGCAGAGAGAGAAGGAGAGUAACAGAGCGGUCGGGAGGUGUGUUCAGGAACUGAGGAUGAAAGGGGCGAGCUUUGAUUUGGAUAAGGAGCCACAGAGUGGAAAGAGAAUGAAGAGCUCGAGCGUGGAGAUUAAGUGGAAGCCAUUGACAUGGUGUUCUCGGUAUCUAAUUACUGUUUGUUUGGUUUGUUUUACAGGUUUGGUCUUCCCUGCUUCCAAAUUAAUACUUUGCGUUUAACUACUCUGUUUUUGGAAGAGACUGAUUGAUUUAGCAUCAAGUGUCUUGAGGAAUUAACGCAUUGAAUACAUGAUGAGAACAAUGAUUUUGAAGACAGAACAGGAACCCUGCCUGUACCCCAUUAUGUGGAAUUGUUAUCUCAAAUCAAGAUUGGAGGGAUCCUUCUUCAACAUAACUGCUUUCUAUCAUCACAUUCGUCUCUCUUGCCAGGGGAUGAAGCUUCUUGGUCCGAUCUUUGCUUAUAUUCAUUCAUUCAUCUUAGCUUGGUCCGAUCUUUGUUGGGACGCGCUUGAAUCAUCAACUCUUUCAUUGUAUUGUUAUGGUGAUGAUGCUGAGAAGAGGAAGGAGGACAUUUGUGAUUCAAAGCAUAGUUUUGAAAAAUGAUGGCCAAACGGCUAGCAGCAAUUUCAAACCACUCUGCUGCAAUUCAAUGUCAAUUUUGAAAAUAAUUCUUCAUAAUGCAACACUGCUUGUGUUCCAUAUUUCCUCAAUUGUAUUUUAUUUACAAGUAUAGCCAUUGUUAUUUGUAGAAAGUAUACUUGAAUUUUAUUUAUUUUUUACCUUGGGCCCAGCCAUCACAAACAACCAACCAUACAGUAUAUGAGAAAUGGGCUGACCACAUGGUGUUCAUAUUGACAAAACACAUUUUUGUGAUUUGUUCAAAUAAUAAAAUCAUCUAUUUUAAUU
Messenger RNA from Camellia sinensis, 1520 nucleotides. NCBI's taxonomy places the organism in Eukaryota, Viridiplantae, Streptophyta, Magnoliopsida, Ericales, Theaceae. The record is from RefSeq and is a predicted model, not a curated record.